Molecule: messenger RNA, 2165 nt
Organism: Pelodiscus sinensis (Chinese soft-shelled turtle)
Lineage: Eukaryota; Metazoa; Chordata; Testudines; Trionychidae
Source: RefSeq, a predicted model, not a curated record
UUGCAUACCGGGCGAGUGAAUCUCAGCGCAUGCCUCAUCCCACACCAAGUGGUCUCUCGCUGCGCAGGCGCAGUGUUGCUUGCAUCCCAUAGACCGAAGUCGGCCACAGCGGGAGGCCGGGAGCUCGAGGGGGCGGCGGCCAUGGCGCUGAACAGGAACCACUCGGAGGGGGGUGGCGUGAUCGUCAAUAACAGCGAGAGCGUUUUGAUGACCUAUGACCACGUAGAAAUUACAUUCAGUGAUAUGGAACACGUGCCAGAUGCCUUCAAAGGGACCAAGAAAGGAAGUGUUUUCUUGACUCCAUUUAGAGUUAUCUUUGUGUCCAAGGGAAAGGAUCCUAUGCAGUCUUUCAUGAUGCCUUUUUAUCUGUUGAAAGAUUGUGAGAUUAAACAGCCUGUCUUUGGAGCAAAUUAUAUCAAGGGGACAGUGAAAGCAGAGACAGGAGGUGGCUGGGAAGGAUCUGUAACAUUCAAAAUGACUUUUUCAGCUGGAGGCGCUAUUGAGUUUGGACAGCGUCUGCUGCAAGUGGCGUCUCAAGCCUCUAGAGGAGAAGCUCCCAAUGGAGCUUAUGGUUAUUCCUACAUGCCGAAUGGAGCAUAUGCCUUUGCCCCACCUGCAGCCAAUGGGAUGUAUGGUCCCCCUCCAGCAGGAUACCCAUACCCACCACCACCUCCUGAGUUUUAUCCUGGUCCCCCCAUGAUGGAUGGAGCCAUGGGCUACAUGCAACCUCCACCUCCUCCUUACCCUGGUGGGCCCAUGGAGUCUUCAGCCAGUGGUCCAGAUCUUCCUUCCACUCCUGCAGCUGAAGCGAAGGCUGCAGAAGCUGCUGCCAGUGCUUAUUACAGUCCAGUCAACCCUCAUAACGUCUACAUGCCCACAGACCAGCCUCCCCCUCCUCCUUAUUUCCCACCAGAGGACAAGAAGACCCAAUAAGCCGAAAAAGAACCUCUCCACAAUGCAUUGCUUCCUUCUUUUCCAUCUGGCUGAAUCUUGGGGUGGGGUGUACAGCUUUAAGAGGCAAAGGCUUCCCUCAAGGCCGGUAGAUGAGAGACAUGCAUAAUGAGGGAAGAGAUUUAAAAUGAACUGGACUAUCACUUGCAACCCUGAGGAAGUUUCUCUCCCUGCUGUCAAAUUCCUACUCUCCCUGUGCCCAGUGAUAGCUAGAAUGUCCGAGACAGUUUCUCUUGCAUCCCUUCUCCACCAGUACAAUUAAAAUAGUCCUCUUUGGAAUGAGGUGACCAUUCUAGUUUUAAAGCUAACAGAUCUCUAACACUACAACAAGACCUGUCUUAACUGGAGAUUUUUUUCUUUAGCCCAGUGUGUCUCAUCUAGCUUUCAUCUGCUCCCUAAUUGCAGGGGGAGGCUGCAGAGGGAGCUCUGGGCGUUGGAAUGAAACUGAUUUCUAUUACAGUUUGCUCCAGUGCUUAAGAAACUUCCUUCACCAGGAACACCUGAACUCUUGCUUUACCCCCACAAAGUGCAUUGUUGCCUAUCUUGGCACAGUCAAGUUUUAUCUUUUGAGGAAAUGUUUGACUCUCCUUACAAGGCUAGUGGCACCUAACUAGUCCUUAAGUAUAUUGGAGCAUUAGAAUGUUCUGCAGUCUCUUUCACUGUAAGACAGGCAAGUGGAUCUUAGAUCACUAAAUCCUGACCAUUCCUUUUCUAGUCAUUAACGCACCUUUGUUUUAUCCUUUCCAAUAACACAGGCUGCACUUUCUGACCAGUGAAGCAUCUUACUGUCUAAUUGAUUAAGCUGUAUAGUUGAGGUGGGUGUGCAAAUAAUUUGUACACAUUCCAUCAUGGAAGGAUUUGGGAACCGAGUGUAUCAUUUUGGCUUGGGUGGAAGAGCAUUUUUUCCCUGACUUCCUGAGGUUUCUUCCUUCCCUCUCCUAAGUGGUUCUCAGUUGCAGCCUCUUCUGCUAGUAAAACCAGGGGCAUGUGGGAAGGAGUCCCACAUAGACAAGUUCAUUCUGUUUCAUUACCUUUGUAAUACUGCAGUUGUAUCCUGGAAAGGCUUGAGGGCCUGAUCCUUCUCAUUGUAUCACUGUCAAAUUCCUUACUGCUCAUUUUCCUAGGAAGGGGAUCAGAAUCUGGCCCCGCAAGGACUGUGUUUUCCAGAUUUCCUUCAACAGAAGAAAACACAAGGACUGACAUUUCUAGUCUCU